Messenger RNA from Tripterygium wilfordii, 738 nucleotides. RefSeq names its product iron-sulfur assembly protein IscA, chloroplastic-like. The transcript is spliced from 3 exons. Gene Ontology annotation, molecular function: iron-sulfur cluster binding; protein-macromolecule adaptor activity. The record is from RefSeq and is a predicted model, not a curated record. Gene Ontology annotation, cellular component: chloroplast stroma. NCBI's taxonomy places the organism in Eukaryota, Viridiplantae, Streptophyta, Magnoliopsida, Celastrales, Celastraceae. Bases 63 to 593 code for a protein of 176 amino acids. Gene Ontology annotation, biological process: iron-sulfur cluster assembly.
UCGUCAAAGCGGUUCGGCUUCGAAAAGAAUGCGACAUUGAUUUUCCCUUCGCUUCCUUUGCAAUGGCGUUCUCUGCAGCAGCAACAACCAAUUGGCCGCCUCACACUCUCCCUCGCAUACCGAGUAUCUCAAAAUCGGUUCGUUUACCUCAAAACUCGGUUUCGUUUCGAUUCUCGAAAUCAAAUCUCUGCCGUAGAAGACCUCUCUCUAUCCAAUCAACUGCAGCUGCGGCUGCACCUACAUCUGAAGGACUUAAACCUGCAAUUUCCCUGACCGAUACUGCGCUGAACCACCUGAAUAAGAUGAGGUCUGAGCGUAAUGAGGAUUUAUGCCUAAGAAUUGGUGUGAAACAGGGUGGAUGUUCAGGCAUGUCAUACACAAUGGACUUUGAGAACAGGGCAAAUGCGAGACCAGAUGACUCCUUCAUUGAAUUUAAUGGUUUUGUUAUUGUUUGUGAUCCAAAAAGCCUCCUUUUCUUAUACGGAAUGCAUUUGGAUUACAGUGAUGCUCUCAUUGGUGGAGGUUUCUCUUUCAAGAACCCAAAUGCUACACAAACAUGUGGUUGCGGUAAAUCCUUUGCAGCAGAGAUGUAAAAGAAGUAUGUAUACAGUACAGCUUAAAAAAACUUCAAUUGAAGUUUCCACUUCUAUUCAUUAGCUGUCGUAUAUAUACUAUAACGUUAGCUUUGAAAGGAUAAUCUUUAUUGACUUGAUUUAUAAUACUUAUGCUGGUUUUGAA